AUGACGAACUACACAGAUAUGAACACGCUAUUGAAAUUGGGACAGAUUGACCCUGAGCUGAAAGAGUUACUCGAUGCGAACCCUCUGCCCGUCCUCGACUAUUCUAGCCUCCGAGACUUUUCUGAACUAUAUGCCAAAAAUAGUGAGAGAGCGAAAGGGCUACUAGGACCAUCACCUCCUGGUGUGAAAGUCACAGAACUACAAUACCCUACUCGGGAUGGUUUCCACAAUCGAGCCAAACUGCUCCAACCGACAGAAUUUCCUGAGAAGGGGAGUCCAUUGAUCGUCAUGAUCCACGGAGGCGGGUUCUGUUUUGGCUCUCCCGAAGGUGAGGAGCAAACCUGCCGUAAUUUCGUGCUUGCACUGGGCGCAACCUGCGUUGCUGUCGCUUAUCGCCUGGCGCCCGAUUACCGUUUUCCACACGCGCUCAACGACUGUUGGGAUGCUUUGAAAUGGUGUGCGGAGAACGCGGUAUCCUGGAGUGCUGACACGACUGUGGGCUUCAUUGUUGGUGGAAGCAGUGCAGGAGCAAAUAUAGCUGCGAUUCUCGCGCACCUUGCAAGAGACGAGGGACUGGCACCCCCAUUGACGGGACAAUAUCUAGCUAUACCUCUGCUCCUACCCGAUGAUUCAAUGCCGGAGAAGUACAGAUCAUUGUGGGUAGCUCGACAGCAGAAUGCGGACGCCCCAAUCCUCCCAAAGGCAGCUCUUGACAUGUUCAUGCGUGCCUAUAAAGCCGACACCACGGAUACAGUGAACUUUGCCGUCUUCAACCAUCCAAGGGGUCAUCGCCACCUUCCGCCAGUGUAUCUACAAGUUGACGGGAUGGAUCCACUCCGCGACGAUGGCAUCAUCUACGAGCGAGUUUUGAGAGAAGCAUCUGGCGUCGAGACCAAGAUGGAUGUAUAUCCAGGCCUACCCCAUGGCCACUGGAGUUUCUUUCCAAUGCUCGCGGCCAGUACACAGGCUCGCAAGGAUCAGCUUGCGGGUAUGGGCUGGCUUCUCGGUAGGAUGCCAGAGAUUUCGAGAGUCUCGUUUGGCCCGGUCGCAGCAACUGUAUAG
This is a messenger RNA of Exophiala aquamarina CBS 119918, 1062 nucleotides long. RefSeq lists its product as uncharacterized. Lineage: Eukaryota; Fungi; Ascomycota; Eurotiomycetes; Chaetothyriales; Herpotrichiellaceae. The record is from RefSeq and is a predicted model, not a curated record. Gene Ontology annotation, molecular function: hydrolase activity. The coding region runs from base 1 to 1062 and encodes 353 amino acids. The transcript has 2 exons.